Messenger RNA from Macrobrachium nipponense, 519 nucleotides. RefSeq lists its product as uncharacterized. The record is from RefSeq and is a predicted model, not a curated record. Gene Ontology annotation, biological process: DNA integration. The coding region runs from base 1 to 519 and encodes 172 amino acids. NCBI's taxonomy places the organism in Eukaryota, Metazoa, Arthropoda, Malacostraca, Decapoda, Palaemonidae. Gene Ontology annotation, molecular function: nucleic acid binding. The transcript has a single exon.
AUGCUUAGGAGGGCCAGGCAGUCAGUCUACUGGCUGGAAAUAGAAGGAGACCUUCAGCAUCGCCGUGCCCAAUGCACCUCAUGUGAUGAACACGCCCCUUCAAUGCCUCCUGAGGAAAUGAUACACACGCCGCCAGCAGAAUACCCCUUCCAGCAAGUCGUCGCAGGUAUGUUCCAAAUAGAGGGCAAUGUAUACAUGGUAUACGCAGACAGACUAACCGGUUGGUUAGAAGUAGCUCACUUCCCCUGUGGUGCCACGUCCAACAAAAUAAGCAAUCACCUUCGAUCCUAUUUUUCACGUUGGGGAGUCAAGGUCCGCCUGUCGUCACCCCAGUAUCCCCAGUCCAACAGUAGGGCAGAAGCAGCUGUCAAACCGGCAAAGAGGCUACUCCGAGAAAACACGUCAAAAGGUGGAGUCCUUGAAUCAGACAACACGGCCCUGGCGAUACUCCAAUACCUCAACACGCCUCUGAUGGAGAUCAACAAGUCGCCAUCUUGCAAUGGGUCGCCAGCUGCGUGA